Messenger RNA from Caenorhabditis auriculariae, 3169 nucleotides. The record is from the annotation of a GenBank genome assembly. Lineage: Eukaryota; Metazoa; Nematoda; Chromadorea; Rhabditida; Rhabditidae.
AUGUGGUAUCGAGAAAAUUGGUCCUUUUCUUCGUGGAUUCUAGGUUCAACCUGUUUUCAAGGCGACUUUCGUACGAAACAAUCUAUCAUUUCCUCCCACAAAGUCCACAAAUAACGGUAUUCUCGUGAUCCCUCGGAAAAUUGUCUCCUUUGCAACGUCUUCUCCCAAACAACCAUCCAACUUGACAGGCCUUCUAGAAACGACACAAUAGUUUAGGUGCCGUGUUCGUUGUUCUUUCUUCCUUCUCUCUCUGGUGUGCGUCGGGGCGGAGCGUCGUCGUCGGUUUCUCGCCUCCGGCCGGCCACAGUGUGACGCCGGAAAUGAAAUGCAAGAAGGUCUUCGAGGAGCUUCUUCGCCGGCUUUUCCUCUGGCUCGGCACCUUUAUCGGCCGAUCGCCCUUGGCUGUCGUCUUGGCCAGUCUUGCCGUCACGGCGGUUCUUAGGUAAUUUUUUUUGAACAUGUUUUAAGCAAGCCCUAGUGUCUAUAGAAGUGUAUAGUUUGAUCAGAUUUUGAGUCAAGCUCCGCCCCUUGGCACGAUGAACCAAUCACAAAGCGCUCUCGAAUGACGUCAUUAGAUUUAAAAUCCAAAAACUAAAGACAGACUAUAUUAUAUUUUGGUCGACUACACCAGCCUCUCUCCGCUUAGUUAGAGACCAAAGAAAGCAAAGAGAGCGUUAGAGAUAUUUUGCUUCAGCCAUUCCUUUUGCGGUCGAAGCUGAUCUAUCAAAAGUUUUCUAUUUUUUCGAUGUCAAGAAAAAUCCGAAGGGAAAGAUCAAUAGGGGUCUGAAGAGACGUCAGAGAAACGAGAAAUCCUUUUUUUCUCUGGCGUCUCGUUUCUACAGCAUUGUUGUCUUUUCGAUUUGAGUUUUGAUCUCUUCUUCAUUGUAAGGAUCCAGUUUUUUACAAUCUUCAUUAAAAAAGACAUUUUUUACCUUUUUAGGUUGUGAGAAAUAAUUAGAGUAACUAUCAGCGUAGAUGAGAGAUCUAGGGCGAGAGAGUCCAGAGAGAUAAGAAAAGUUUUUUUCUUUGACUUCUCUUCAUCGUCACUGAUCUCUCGCUUCCGAUUUCUUUGCCCAAUUUGUAACUUUUUUUUAAAUUUUCGAACAGGUUUUUAAAUUUUCUCGUCCCUUUUUUUUGAUUUCUCGAAAACCUAACGUUCUUUAUUUUAACUGGAAGCGAAGUUGAUCUUUCGAAAUCGAAAGCGUAGAAAAUUCGAGGCGAGAUCAAGAAACUGGAACUUUAUUGGUCAACAUUUUACACACUCCAAUUGACAACGAAGAGGGUCAAAAAGAAUUGUAAAAAAAAUUUUCUCGGUGUUGCAUUUUAUGGUUGGAUAAUUGUAGAGGAGGUCAAACUAUAAACAAAAAAUACAGAAAAAGGACAUUUUUUCUCCAUUUGCAGUGUCGGCCUUUUAUGGUUCGAGGAAGUGAACAAUGUCCGGACGGAAUAUUCUCCGAUGAAUUCGCCGAGUAGGCAAGAGUACGAGGUCGCCAAAGCCUUCUUGAAUCAAGUGGGUCGAAACAAAAUUGACAAGGUUGAAAAUAUCAAGUCAUUUCCGGCAGUUAUGUGUGUGUUGAUUGAGAAAAAAACUUCAAAAGGAAAUUUUCAAUUUUUGGGAUUACCAAGACCUUGAUUUUCGCUUGAAAUUCAAGAUGAUAGAGGUUGAACAUGAAGAAAAAGAAAGGAAUUAAAAAAAUGAAGCGAGAGAUCAACGGCGAUCUGAAGAGACGAAAGAGAAGUUAGAUCACUCUUUUUCUCUGGAGCCUCUUCAGGAUUCCGCUGCUCUCUCGCUACUUAGUUUUCUUUUUCAGUUUUUAAGCCUAUUUUGAUUCAUUUCUUAAAGAAGGUGGAAUGAAAUAUCGUGGAAAUAGAGAUGAGAACAGUUGGAUUACCGUGAAACUCUAAAAUCCUCCUUGAAGCUGUAUGACUUGUCUGCGCUCUCUUUUCCAUCAGGCAGUUUUAAAAAAGAGAGUUCAGACAAGACACAUUUUCUUAUCUCUGAAAUGGAGCGCCAAAAGUGCGCCACAACUCUUUCUCUGACACACACCAUUUCGUCCCUUUCUCGCAGCUAGAUAACGACAAAAUAGUGUGUGCCAGAGAAAGAGUCGCUCCAUGUCAGAGAAGUUAUGACAAUUGAAUGAGUCAUUAUUAUCAUAAUUAUAAUAAAAUAUUAUCUUUUUGAAGAACGGCACUUUGGAUCCGUCGUACGUGAUGGUCCUAUCACGGGACAAUGGCUCGCUUCUGCGUCAGGAAUACCGAGAAAGGCUCAUCGAGUUCGUCAAGACGUUGCAGAACAACGUCACCGUCGAGUUCGACGGCCGCGUCUGGGACUUUCGCGACCUCUGCGAGCCCUAUUGCGAGCUCAACACCGCUUUUUUGGCUUUUCUCAAAGUUCGUAAUGGUUUUUAUUUUUGAAGUGUGAAGAAGUUGAAAAAAGAGAAUUUUAUCAAUUUUUCUUUGAAUAAUUGAAGUUCUUGAACUUUUCGUGUGGUACUUUUAUAAAUAAAAACGGAAGAAAACAACUUUUAAAGGCUCGAAAAAUCGAAUUUUUUGAUAAUGGAUUCAAAUUUGAAAAAUUGCUGAGAACUGGAGGGACGCAUUUUUCCAGGGAUUCUGAGCCUUUUUAGUGAUCACUCAAGGGGUAUGAGUGUUCAUUUAGAAACCACGAAUUUUUUCAGUCUAAAUUGGUUUUUUUUAGUACUUCGUUGUAUUUCGUGCUCCUAUUCCACUACUUUUUUUUUUGAACUGUGAAAAAUCGAAUCGAAAGUUUUUUCACACUCUCGAAAAUUCAAAUUCACUAAAUAAUAAAGAAAAAUAGUUCAUUUUGUUUGAAAUUCCCUAUUUUAAAGUCAAAAUGUGACAUAAAACGGGAUUCCUUUUCUGGAUAAGGUUGAUUUUUGACAGAUUUGAGUCAUUCAAAAUUUUUUUUAGCUCUACGACAAGACCAACCCGACCUCGUACACCUACCCACGCGUCGACAUUUUCGGAACCCAAGCUUUCAUUGGUAUUUCAUUUUUUAUAUUUUAAAUAGAACUUUCCAAAAAAUCCUUUUUACAUCAUUUUUUUCCGACCUCCGUUCCAUCAAAUGCCCUUUGUCAUUGUUCAAACUUCAGAUUUUCUCACAUUUGUUGCUUCGCGGCUCAUUGCACAGCCAAGCAUCGGCUGCUGA